AUCACUUCAAUUCUAUUUCGAAUCUAUAAUUACAAAAUAUGAAAUGCAAACUUAAAUUGUCUUUUUUAUUAUUUACUUCGCUCAGUUGGUUGUUGAUUUAAUGCAAAUGGCGCUUUAAUUGAGAAUUCAGAUCGGAUCUCGUGCUCUGCUUAGUUUCAUUUAAUGUCUGGGGGGAUCGUUUACGCUUCUAUUCGAGUCUUGAAACGAAGCUUUAUAGCAUCGCUUCAGGGCUAAUUUAACAACCACUCUCUUCUUCAAUGAGACUCUAAGUGGGAAAAAUUGAUAAAUACGACCGCUGAAUCGAAAUUUCACAAUUCCUCUCUGUUGUCAUUGAGAUAUUUUCAAAUAUCCCUGCCCUUUCCUUUGCUAUCUUGAAAACAAACAGUGAUCUAGCGGAAAAACCGGAGCACAUGUUUGCUAAGUGCCAACAGUAUGUUCGAAGCAAAAAAAUCCCAUUAUUCACUUAGAGCAACCUAGAGUAUCUGUUAAAAUUUCUCUUUGCAAACUUAUGUACUGAGUUGACGGGAAAAAAUGGCGCCAAUAAAUUGACACAAAACCUCCAGUUUAGACACGGUUGCUGAGCCCAACAUUGAAUGAAAUGACGCCUCACUGACAUUAGUGGACAACACCCGAGGCACUUCAAGACGAACACGUGACUCCGUAUGUCUCCAAGCAGGGACUCAUUUCAUUAGAACCAAUAAAUUUUGAUUUCAUUUUUAUUUACUUUUACCGGCAAGUACGUAGAGAACAAAAUUAGCAAAUACCUGAAAAUUGUGCAAAAUAAAUAACACUUAUGUUAAUUAUUAACACGCAUUGAUUUUUCAAGCUGCUUUGUAUUACGGAGUUCCAAGUGAAGAAGAUAGAAAGGCUGCUGAUAUUGAUUUUCUUACAAAAUAGAAUCUGAAAAUUUAGAUGCCCAGGAAGAAAAACAAAGAAUUCUCAACUGAAUAGACAGGUGACGCAAAACACAAAAACACCAAAUGGCAGAUCCAUUGUCACUAAUAUUUACCAAGAACGCACCAUUUUAUAUUAUACUAUCCGAAAGUAGUUAACAUCUUAUCCACAACUAAAAUGGCCGAUUUAUCUUUUAAAAAAUACUCAAGUAUACUAGCAUUUAUUUUGCUCAAUCGAGAAGGAUGAAGUUGACGUUAUAUUGAAACAGCUUUCUAUUUGGCAACAAAAAUGAAUUCAGCUAUAUUCCUGAAAGUCAAUAUACAAUUUUUCUUACUUGGAUUAUCAAAUUGUGGGUUUGGCGCGUUUCAACACGGAAGCCAAAUGCAAAACAGUGACGAGAAUAUUCUCAUACCAGAAAUAGUUAGAAGAGAUGAAAACUUCAUUCGGGUUCAAACGUCCAUGCCUCCAAGGAUCAAAGACAAGCCUCUUUAUUUGUUCACAACUGUGGCAAUUGAGAGUAUCUCUGAAAUCACCAACAACUUCGCCGUGUUUGAAAUCUACUUAACGGAGACUUGGCGAGAUCCAAUGUUUAAUGAUGGCGAGCCUAUAUCUAUGUCUGGUCCUGGAAUUAACUACUUUGAUUGGAUCCCGGACACUUAUUUUCUACUUAGCAAGAAGACGAAGUACUACAGCAGCACUCAGGCCAUUCACUUCAACGGAGUCAACGUGACUCUAGACCGCAAAGUGCGCAUCACUGGAUCAUGCACUACUCACGUGUGGUUCUUCCCUUUCGACGCUAUGCGCUGCAAAGUGAUUUACUCCAGCUACGGAUUCGGAAACGAAGACAUGGUUCUUAAUUGGAGCAAAAACGCAUUCCACUUUCCCUUUUCGUUCCAAGCGGUUAGUGAACUUGGAUUCAACGUUGCGAAAAUAUCCAGCACUGAUUAUUUGGCCGAAUACGCUUCGAUCAAUUACUGCAUUCUCGAAGGCUCAUUAUACCUCAAACGCAUUUGGAGCAUAUAUAUAAUUCAGAGCUACUUGCCGGCUACGUUUUUAGUUUUACUAUCUACCACAAUUUUCUGGCUGAAUGAACGAGUUUCGGGACUUCCUGCUAGAGCAUCAGUCGGUAUAACUUCAGUUCUCGCGAUGUUGACAAUUUGCCGCGGUAGAACAAGUCCCAAAGACAACGUGUCCCGUAAUUUUUCGCUAAUGGAUACCUACUUAUGGGUAAGUUUCAUCUUCGUGAGUCUAUCCAUGCUUUUCUUCGCUCUCGGAGACUUUGUGCGAAUAAAGGAGGGCAAAAGUGCAAGGAAACUGAACAACAGCAACGUGGACAAAGCUAUGAGAGGGAUGUUCCCCUUCUGCUUCAUAACCUUUGUCAGUCUCUACUGGACUUAUGUGUAUAAAUUUGUUUUGCAAUCAAUAUAAAUUAAAAGCUGAAACUGCCUAACUUUCCCAUUACUUUUAUAUGGGCUUGCAAAGAAUUGUAAUUUGUUUUUUACAUUAUUGAAAUGCUGUCAGUCUAUAUUUGAAUGAUAUAUCAUAUAA
This is a messenger RNA of Symsagittifera roscoffensis, 2442 nucleotides long. RefSeq names its product gamma-aminobutyric acid receptor subunit rho-2-like. Gene Ontology annotation, molecular function: extracellular ligand-gated monoatomic ion channel activity; transmembrane signaling receptor activity; neurotransmitter receptor activity. Gene Ontology annotation, biological process: monoatomic ion transmembrane transport; chemical synaptic transmission; signal transduction. NCBI's taxonomy places the organism in Eukaryota, Metazoa, Xenacoelomorpha, Acoela, Convolutidae. Gene Ontology annotation, cellular component: plasma membrane; neuron projection; synapse. The transcript has 2 exons. The coding region runs from base 1183 to 2322 and encodes 379 amino acids. The record is from RefSeq and is a predicted model, not a curated record.